Messenger RNA from Rattus rattus (black rat), 1447 nucleotides. RefSeq names its product homeobox B2 (gene Hoxb2). The coding region runs from base 1 to 1068 and encodes 355 amino acids. The transcript is spliced from 2 exons. The record is from RefSeq and is a predicted model, not a curated record. NCBI's taxonomy places the organism in Eukaryota, Metazoa, Chordata, Mammalia, Rodentia, Muridae. Gene Ontology annotation, molecular function: DNA binding; DNA-binding transcription factor activity, RNA polymerase II-specific. Gene Ontology annotation, biological process: regulation of DNA-templated transcription.
AUGAAUUUUGAAUUUGAGAGGGAGAUUGGGUUUAUAAACAGCCAGCCAUCGCUCGCCGAGUGUCUGACUUCCUUCCCCGCUGUCUUGGAGACAUUUCAAACUUCAUCAAUCAAGGAGUCGACAUUAAUUCCUCCUCCUCCUCCUCCUCUGGAGCAAACCUUCCCCAGCCUCCAGCUCGGCGCCUCCACCCUUCAGAGACCAGGGAGCCAAAAGCCAGCCGGAGAUGGGCCUGCUCUGCGGCCACCGCCGCCACUCCCCGUCGCCCCCCCAGCCCCCGAGUUCCCCUGGAUGAAAGAGAAGAAAUCCGCCAAGAAACCCAGCCAAUCCGCCGCAGCCCCUUCUCCAGCCGCCUCCUCGGUUCGGGCCUCCGGGGUCGGAUCACCAUCAGAUGGUCCCGGACUGCCGGAGAGCGGCGGCGGCGGCUCCCGCAGACUGCGCACGGCCUAUACCAACACGCAACUGCUGGAGCUGGAGAAGGAGUUCCACUUCAACAAGUACCUGUGCCGGCCGCGGCGGGUUGAGAUCGCCGCCUUGCUGGACCUCACCGAAAGGCAGGUCAAAGUCUGGUUCCAGAACCGACGCAUGAAACACAAGCGACAGACUCAGCAUCGAGAGCCGCCCGAUGGAGAGCCAGGCGGGCUGAGCGCCCAGGACGACGCGGGAGAGCCAGCCGAGGAGCCCACGGUCAGCCCCGGCGACGUGGCGUCACAUCGGCUGAGGGAAGCCUGCUUUCUCCCAGCCGAGGCCGCGCAGGGACCCCGGGGCGCACCGCCGCCGCUGCCUCCUGCCACUGCCCUGGAGAGUGUGGGUGCGUCGAGCCCCGGCUGCACAAUGCUCAGAGCCGGAGGCCUGCAGAGCGAGCCCCUGCCCGAAGACGCCUGCCCCGAGCGGCAGGAUUCGCCUUUCCUGCCGGACCUCAACUUCUUCGCUGCAGACUCCUGUCUCCCGAUGUCCGGAGGCCUUUCGCCCAGCCUGCAGGGCUCGCUGGACAGCCCCGUGCCCUUUUCUGAGGAAGAGCUGGACUUCUUCACCAGCACGCUCUGUGCCAUCGACUUGCAGUUUCCCUAACUGUUUUCUAUCUUUGGUCUUUUCCAUCUGGUCCUCCUUGGCUGUUGGGGGCAAAAAUCGAGCCUUCUCCACUCCUAGUCACAUUUAUGUGUUUUGUUAAAAUCCAGGUAUUAACGAAUUAGUGUUUAAUUCAGUCCUUUUCAAUUUUUAAAACCACACAAAAAAUUCCACUUGGUAAAACUCCUUCCAACGAAAUCUCAGGAAUAAUUAAACUCUAGUGGGAGAGGGUUUUCUUACAAAGAAAUAGAGGGACCUAUUUUCCUCUUUUUUUUUAAGUUUUAGAUUGUAGAUUAUUUAUUAAAAUUGUUUAAUAAUAGGAAAGGGGAAAGUAUUUAUUGUACAUUAUUUUCAUAGAGUAAAUAAAUGUCUUUAUAAUACG